Molecule: messenger RNA, 1178 nt
Organism: Desarmillaria tabescens
Lineage: Eukaryota; Fungi; Basidiomycota; Agaricomycetes; Agaricales; Physalacriaceae
Exons: 6
Coding region: 190-987 (265 amino acids)
Source: RefSeq, a predicted model, not a curated record
ACCUAUCUGAUGUUACGUUCCCACCACCGGAUGCCGAUGGCGACGCAAAGCUAAAAGUAAAUUUCAUGCUCUUCCUUUCUUCACCAUGGCACUGAAGGUGAUCUAUCGUCUUCUCUUGAUAUGCUGAUCAUCUUUUUACGUUCGGCAGACCUUUCAAGCCGCGACUUCUAUGCAUUAUAAAAGAGUGCUAUGUAUCAUCGUCAAAGAAUACUUCUUUACUUACCUUCCUCGAUGGCUACUGCUCAGACCAGUAUCCCGCUGCCAGAUCUUGACGAUGCCGAUAAAGCUAUUGUAUUCCUAGUCCGCGAUGAAGAGUUGAACUCAACAAUACUCUACUCUCUAUUGAGCGGCGUAUACACCGGUGUUGUUGCUAUCACGUUAGGAAGCAUCUUUAUGAACAAGGCUCAGCCGAUUCGACGAUCCAUGGUCGUCGUUAUAGUCCUCCUGCAUAUUGUGACAAUGCUCAACUUUGGGUUUGUCUGGAAAUACAUAGACUCUAUGUUCAUUGGCAAUGGAUCAAACUUCUGGACCGAAUACCUGUUUUUUAGCAGUUCUAACAUGAUGUUAGAAGUGGGGAUGGGUACUACAAGCGUUGUGUGUACCAUUCUUGCAGACUCCACCAUGAUUGUGCGCUGUUGGAUGGUAUGGGGACGCAGGUGGCUAUCUAUCUUGCUUCCAAUCUUUCUUCUCUUUGCCGCGAUAGUGUUCAAAAUCCUUGGUACAUAUGUACAAAUCGCCGAUCCACUCGAUAAUUCUACUCUGUUUAUCACUCUUUAUACGUCUUUUAUCCUCGCAACAACUUUGUGGUGUACGUUGUUGAUCAUCUACCGCAUUGUCACCGUUGCACAGAUAGGAAAUGGCGUCCGAGCUUACCGAAACGUCAUUGAAAUCCUGGUCGAAUCGUCGGCCCUUUAUUCAAUAUUCUUGAUCUUAUACAUGAUUUUUGCUACUCGGACCUUUUUGCAUUGGCUUACUUUGAUUUCCUAGCAGGAAUCACAAGGGGAGUCGCACUGACACUUCUCGUUGGACGCGUUGCAGCGGGGCACUCCCGUCCAGACGACUCUUGGGAGGGAGGCGUAAUAUCCGGCUCGCUUCGCUUCGGGACGCGUUCUGGGGGUCGACACUCUCAGAGUCAGCAGGAUUCCAUGAUGAGCGACGACCUCGAAGCACAACACGAG